Messenger RNA from Lachancea nothofagi CBS 11611, 1170 nucleotides. The record is from the annotation of a GenBank genome assembly. Lineage: Eukaryota; Fungi; Ascomycota; Saccharomycetes; Saccharomycetales; Saccharomycetaceae.
AUGCAGAGAAGCAUGCAGAGAUAUGCAGGCACGCCGUCGCGCAUACAAAGAACAAUUUUGGGCCUGGGAGGAUAUCGUCGAAGCCCUACUACAGGAUUCGUGGGAACACUGCGGUUCAAGUCGAGCAUCCCAAAAACUCAGAAGGGUGUGAUAUUCUAUGAACACGGCGGUGAGCUGCAGUACAAGGACUUGCCGGUCCCCAAACCCAAGGCCAACGAGAUAUUGGUAAACGUCAAGUACUCCGGAGUCUGCCACACCGACCUGCAUGCCUGGAAAGGUGACUGGACCCAGCUGCCAGUGAAACUGCCACUGGUUGGCGGACACGAAGGUGCCGGUGUUGUGGUGGCAAAGGGCGAAAACGUCACAAACUUCGAAAUCGGAGACCUGGCCGGUAUCAAGUGGCUCAACGGCUCGUGCAUGUCGUGCGAGCUGUGCGAGCAGGGUCACGAACCAAACUGCGAACAUGCAGACCUUUCUGGCUACACCCACGACGGGACUUUCCAGCAGUACGCCACCGCAGACGCUGUCCAGGCUGCGCAGCUUCCCGAGGGCACGAACCUGGCCGAAGUGGCACCCAUCUUGUGUGCCGGCGUCACUGUCUACAAAGCUCUCAAGACGGCGGACUUGGUGCCUGGCCAGUGGGUUGCCAUUUCUGGCGCGGCUGGAGGGCUUGGAUCACUGGCGGUACAAUACGCCAAGGCUAUGGGUCUACAAGUGCUAGGAAUUGACGGCGGAGAAGACAAAAAACAACUCUUCCACAAGCUCGGGGGUGAUGUUUUCGUUGAUUUCAAGAAAACCAAGGAUAUUGUAAGCGAAAUCCAAGAAGCCACUCACGGGGGGCCUCAUGGUGUUAUCAAUGUUUCCGUGUCGGAAGCUGCCAUUUCUUUGUCUACUCAGUAUGUCAGACCUUGCGGUACAGUUGUAUUGGUUGGGCUUCCUGCCAAUGCGUAUGUUAAAUCAGAGGUGUUUUCCCAUGUGGUGAAAUCCAUAUCUCUCAAGGGCUCGUAUGUGGGGAACCGUGCUGAUACCAGAGAGGCAAUCGACUUUUUUAUUCGCGGACUUGUCAAAUCGCCUAUAAAAAUAAUAGGUCUCUCGGAGCUGCCACAAGUUUACGGCUUGAUGGACGCUGGCAAGAUUCUAGGAAGAUAUGUGGUUGACACUUCGAAAUAA